Messenger RNA from Phytophthora nicotianae INRA-310, 537 nucleotides. RefSeq lists its product as hypothetical. The transcript has a single exon. The record is from RefSeq and is a predicted model, not a curated record. Bases 1 to 537 code for a protein of 178 amino acids. NCBI's taxonomy places the organism in Eukaryota, Oomycota, Peronosporomycetes, Peronosporales, Peronosporaceae.
AUGCGUUUCAGCGCUUUCGUCGUCCUACUUGUGGCCACCUUCCUGGUGUGCUACUCCAAUUUUGCCAGUUCCGAGUCUGUCGAUGAGGAACGUCAUUUUCAUCUUCCCGGUCUCGGUCACGGUCAUGGUCACAGUCACGCAGCCAAGAUCCCAGCUAUCAAUAACAAAGACAACGUUGCUAAGAUUGCCGGUGGAUUCCUCGAGAAUCUGCGGACGAAAACCGCUCUGACCAAGGCUGUUAAAGCCGUCCAGGCGUCUGACGGCGACGAGGUUGCUGUGAGGAAGGCCAUCACGGCCUUCGCUGCUGCCAAGGAUGCGGUCAAGACGAACGACGAGCAGAUUGCCAAGCUCUCCUCUACGAUUGCCACAACGGCGCAAAAGAACCCCAAGUCGUGGCCUCGUCUCCGCAAGUUCGCCAAGAUUGCGCUGGGCGCCACUGUUGGUGGCUAUGUCAUCUACCUUGCGUACAAGCUUAUGUUUGACAGGAACUCGUCGGGAUCUGGUGCCAUGACGCUGAUGCCCGAUGGUUCGGCGUAA